Molecule: messenger RNA, 414 nt
Organism: Penicillium longicatenatum
Lineage: Eukaryota; Fungi; Ascomycota; Eurotiomycetes; Eurotiales; Aspergillaceae
Product: single-stranded DNA-binding protein
Exons: 3
Coding region: 1-414 (137 amino acids)
Biological process (GO): positive regulation of helicase activity; mitochondrial DNA replication
Cellular component (GO): mitochondrial nucleoid
Molecular function (GO): single-stranded DNA binding
Source: RefSeq, a predicted model, not a curated record
AUGUCCGCCUUCACUUCUAUCCGUCCUACCCUGCGCCUGGCAAACACCGCCACCCGCACCUUUAGCUCCUCCGCCGCGCAUUCCGUCGCCCGCAUGACCAUCACCGGCCGUCUGGCCGCCGAUCCCGAGCUCCAGGCUACCUCCACCGGACAGGACGUUAUCAAGUACGCCGUCGGAACCUCGUACGGGCCCCGCGAUAACCGCCAGACUAGCUGGUUCAAGAUUGCUAGCUUUGCGGAGGGUGGACAGCGGGAUUACUUGAUGAGCUUGCAGAAGGGUACUCUUGUUUACGUGGAGGGUGAUGCUAGAAUGAAGAGCUACGAGGAUGCCGAGGGCCGGAAACAGUCUAGCCUGAGCAUUGUACAGCGCUCCAUUGAGGUCCUCAGCCGCCCCCAGGGCUCCGAGUCCCAGUAA